UCACAACUUCCGUCUUUUGGGAUAACAUACUUAGAGACGUUUACGUUGUCCAUAUUGUUGUGGCACUUGUAUGAAGUGUAGUACCACAUGUGGAGUGGCUGGACUAGUUGAAGAUGGAUAUCUUUCUAGGAGGGUUUUACCUGUUGACUGUGUUGUGUGCUCUGCUGUACAUCGCAACCAGGGCAGCAAUAUCAACAGUCACUGAUGCUAACUUCAGCUCAUUUCAGAAUACCUACCUGAUUGUUUACCUGCUUGCAAUGGCUGGUGACUGGCUUCAAGGACCCCAUGUCUAUGCCCUUUAUGAAAGCUAUGGAAUGACCCCAGAGCAGAUAGACAUUUUGUUUGUGGCUGGAUUUGGAUCUAGUAUGAUUGUGGGAACUGUAGUGGGCUCCUUUGCAGAUAAGUAUGGUAGAAGAACCAACUGCAUCUUGUAUGGUGUUCUAUAUGGUGCAGCAUGUGUUACAAAGCACUUUGGCAAUUUUUGGAUCUUGAUGAUUGGUCGGUUGCUGGGUGGGACAGCCACUUCAAUACUCUACAGUGCCUUUGAGUCAUGGCUGGUCUAUGAACAUAAUAAGCGUGGUUUUGACAGUAGUCUCUUGGGGAACAUCUUUAGCCUCGGUGUCCUAGGGAACUCUGUUGUUGCUAUAUUGGCAGGACUGGUUGCUCAAAAGUUUGCAGAUCUAUUUGGUUUUGUAGCACCUUUUGAUGUAUCCCUGACUGUGCUCCUCCUGAUGGUCAUCAUCAUUGUUAUGACUUGGACAGAAAACUAUGGAGACAGAACAAGCAAUGUAUCUCAGUCAUUUGCUGCUGCACUUCAUAUCAUUCAGAAAGACCACAAAGUUCUCUGCCUUGGAUUGAUUCAGUCCCUGUUUGAAGGUGCUAUGUAUUGCUUUGUACUGGAGUGGACACCAUCUUUGAGCAUUAUUUACAAAACAGAAAAUUCUAACCCUUCGGAGGCAGAUGAAGUACACACAGACAUUCCACAUGGUCACAUUUUUGCAGCCUUCAUGGUGUCCCUUAUGAUUGGCUCAUCAUUGUUUAAAAUAUUAUGUAAAUUUGCAAGUGUAGAAUCUUUUAUGAGGUUUGUGUUGUUUGUAGCUGCCCUGAGCUUGAUGACACCCAUAUUUUAUAAAGGGAAUCAGCUAGUUAUCUUCAUUGGCUUCUUGCUGUUUGAAACAUGUGUUGGAAUCUUUUGGCCAUCAAUGGGUACAAUGAGAGGCAAAUAUGUCGCAGAAGAAACUAGGGCAACUACCAUGAAUAUUUUCAGAAUUCCUCUGAAUAUGAUAGUAGUCAUCAUACUGCUACAGCACUUAGAGCGAGACACCAUCUUUGAAUUCUGUGCAUUUUUCCUGAUGAUUGCAGUCCUGUGCCAACAGUGGUUGUACACUAUGAAUUACCAACCACCUUUAACUUUAAAAUCUACAAUGGCUGUAUGAAAACUCAGCCAAGUCGAGUAGCCUGAGUGAGAAGGCAGCCACACUGAGGACGGAGAGCAUGGUGGAAGCUCAGGAAGAGAAAAGGGCUAUAGACGACGAGGAGGAAAUAGUGUGAGCCAGUUGACCAUGGGGGGAUUACAAAGUGCCUGUCUUUUGUCUGUAGUUCCUGCUGCGAGGUCAUGUGUAGGGAAAUAUGUUUUGGUAUGGCUAACAGAAUGGUGACAGUUUAUGUGGUAAUAAUAUUAUAAGGCACUAGGUCAACAUUAGCUUAUCAGAUGUUUUUUUUUUGUUAUUGAAGGUAGCAGCUCUGAUCAACACUUUAUGAAACAAUGUGUUGAACAGUUUUUAAAAAAAUUAACACCUGAAAAAUAUAUUAUUUAACACAAAAAAUUGUAUUUGUACAAAGUUUGCACUUGUUUGUAAUUGGUGGCAUAUAUAUGUGGGGGGAUUUUUUUUAUUAUUCAUUGGGUGACCGGUGUAGAAAUUCUACACUGACUAAUAUAAUGGAAUCUGUACAAAGUGGGAUGUCAUUAUAAAAAUAAUAAUGUGUACUCUGUAUUGAUUUGCAGUUAUCAUUAACAUGGUGCAAAAUUCACCAGCCUCGAAUUUUUAUACUUUUUUCUAACACUUACCAUUCCUCACAACCAUUUCUUACAAGUAAAGUAUUUGCUGGUGACUUAGCAUUUUCCCUUUAAUGACGUUGCUCACAAGAUUGUACAGGGUAAUCCAGUUUUGAUAUAGAU
Physella acuta is the source of this 2179-nucleotide messenger RNA. RefSeq names its product molybdate-anion transporter. The record is from RefSeq and is a predicted model, not a curated record. Lineage: Eukaryota; Metazoa; Mollusca; Gastropoda; Physidae. Gene Ontology annotation, cellular component: membrane. Gene Ontology annotation, molecular function: molybdate ion transmembrane transporter activity. Gene Ontology annotation, biological process: molybdate ion transport.